AUGUCUGUUUUGGAAUCAGUAGAUGUUCCUCUGGAAUUGACCAAGGGUAAAAUAGACGAAUUAAGGGACUUUUUGAAGAUUUCGAUUAGUAUCGCCAACGCGCACACAGUCGACUUCUACACUUGUAAUGUUUGGGAACAGUUUAUCGCGGUGCCGCCCGAGAGCGUGUUGUCCAUUUUCAGUUCUAAAUGUGACCAGAGGGUGGCGCCAGAGAAUCGGAGAACUCAGAGCUGUCAGAGGCGCGGAGGUAAGGAUAGGACCAACUUUGGUUUCUGCGAUGACACUAAACGACUGGUGGACGUGGCAGUGUUUCUUGACGCUGCUAAACGGCACACACUGCCUGGGCUGGGGGUGUGUGUGCUGCUGCCCAAGGUCCUGCAGGCACUUCGAGGACACCAGAGCAUCCCACCAGCUGCAGAAGACGUCCCUCUGGAGCCGGAGGAAUUCAUGAAUGCCAAGAAGUCCCACGAGGUGCAGAUCCUGUCUGGAGUGGUGGCCAGUCUGGCUCAGCAGUGCGGAGUGAGACAGGUUAUAGACGUGGGCUCAGGUAAGGGCUACCUGUGCUCCUUCCUGUCCCUGCAGUACGGUCUGCAGGUUUAUGGGAUCGACUCUUCGAGCAGGAACACACACGGAGCGCAGGAGAGGAACAGGAAGCUGCAGAAGUACUCCAGAGCGUACCAGAGACACCACAACACUAGGACCGCCAUCAGCGGAGGAGAGCAGAGAGCGAGGGAACAGCUACAGGAAGAGAGAGACAGGUCUGAGCAGGGAGGAGAGCAGAGAGCGAGGGAACAGCUACAGGAAGAGAGAGACAGGUCUGAGCAGGGAGGAGAGCAGGGAGCGAGGGAACAGCUACAGGAAGAGAGAGACAGGUCUGAGCAGGGAGGAGAGCAGAGAGCGAGGGAACAGCUACAGGAAGAGAGAGACAGGUCUGAGCGAGGAGGAGAGAGCGAAGAGAGACCAGUACAGAGAGAGAGAGACCCAUCUGAGCAGGAAGGAGACGGAGACAGUGUUGUUGGAUUUAAACCAUUCCAGGGCCAGGACACUGAAACGCUGACCAUGCUCUUGGAAGCAUCUGUUGCCAUGGCGCCUGUGGAGGACUCGCCCAAGCGGAACGUGAGCGAUGCUCUGUCACCAGACACAGGCACGGUCAGCUCCAGUCCAGAGAGCCCCUUCCCCUUCCUGGGGGUGCUGUCCCCGGAGCUGGUGGAGAUUCCGCCCCCCCGAACACCCCCCACCCAGCUGAGCCCAGAGGAGAGGGAGAGGAGGAAGAGAGAGAACCUGGAGAGGAAGGGGCGGGGCAGCAGGGACAGUCUGUUCUCCCCCCUCACCUCCUACAUCACUGCCCACACGGAGCUGCGUGACAUCAUCACACACCUGGAGGAUGCGCUGUUGGUGGGCCUGCAUACGUGUGGGGAUCUGGCUCCCAGCACGCUGCGCAUGUUCACAGCCAAGCCAGAGCUGAGGGCCGUGUGCAGCGUGGGCUGCUGCUACCACCUGCUGUCUGAGGAGUUCGACCCGUCUGCGACAGAAUGCCCAACCAGCCAAUGGGGAUUCCCCAUGAGCAAACACCUGAGAGACCUUGCCUGGUUCUGCGGCCGAAAUGCCAGGAUGUCAGCCUGCCUGGCUCUGGAAAGAGUCAGCGCUGGGGGAGGGCUCCCCAGUGAGUCGCUGUUUUACCGCGCGGUGCUCCACGUGAUCCUGCGAGACCAUUACGCCGCGUUUAAGAGUGAGAAGCGUGUGGGGAACGUCUACUCCAAAUCCACCUCCUUCCUGGACUACGUCAGACGAGCCCUGAGGAAACUGGGCCUGGACGGGUCAAAGAUCUCUGACUGCCUCAUCCAGGGCUACCAUGAGAAGUACAGCCCCAGGAAGCAGGAGAUGCAAGCCUUCAACAUGCUGAAGGUGUCCUUGGCUCCCUGCAUAGAGGCCUUGAUACUGCUGGAUCGCCUCUGCUACCUGAAAGAGCAGCACUGCUCCUUUGACCCGAGAAAAGAACCCAGGGCUUCGUUGCAGCAAGCCGAAACACGGAUGGCUUCUAGCGACAUGUUUGCUGACGUUCUAUUCACUGAUCAAUCGACUGUCGUCAUUCAGCGUUUUUCUACACGCUCCUGCAGAAAAGCAGGAACUGCAAGUAACGUGAAGCCAGUUCAUCCCCUCGAAGUUCAGGUUUGGGGCGGGAUAUCACGCCAGGGUCCAGGACCGUUGUUCAUUUUUUGAGGGCACCAUGGGCCGCAGCUUCUAUGAGGAACACGUCAUAAAAGGGAAAGUUGGACCAUAUAUCAGAGAAGGUUUUGUGAGCCCAACAAACCUGGAACAACUACCGAACACAGGUCUGAUAAGGUACAAUUCUCAUUAUGUAACUGUUGUUCAUAACCACCAACACAUUCAAGUCCAGUUCACACAGUAAGCAUAGGCUAGGUCAGAAAGUGAUGGUAUGUCAAACUGGGAGGCAUCAAGAUAACAAUACAAGUGCAAUCAAUGUAAGUGCUGAAUGGAGAUGCAGGUGUUUAGCCUUCCCUGACUGUAUUCUAAAUUUGAAUCUGUAUGUCUAGAUCUCUGUACAUGAGUCCGAUUGAGCAGGUUUGGCUAGCGAUGAAGGAGUAUGUGAACCAUGAAGCCAAACCCACAAGCAAAGCAGAGCUCAUAAUGGCCAUUGAAACAUUCUGGAUUCACAAGCUGACCACAGACCUCUGCAACGGAUACAUUAACGAUCUGGUCUCGCACUGAGCGGGGAAGUGUGAGGUGGAUCGACCGGAACGUGGGCAUUUAUAAUGAGCAAGGAGCGCAUGAUAUAUAUCCUGCUGUGGCAGCGAUUUACCUGCAGUAUCUAUGGUCUUUUGUUAUUGUUGAUAAAGUUAUUCUCCAGUUUUACUCAUGGUAGGUCAAUUAAGAGCUGUUGUGCAUUGGAGGCCAUAUGGGUUUCUGCAACUCCUUCCACCUCUUCAGUUCUGCACCCUCAUGUGGGUGAUUGUGAGAAGUCACUGUAAACAAGGUGACUGUAGAUCUAUUCACGCCCUCCUGUGCUUCUUCUUAAAUGCUGCCCUCUCGUGGUGAAAUUCUAUAACUGCAUUAUCUGCUCAAUUAACAUCCAACUUCACUGAACGAGCGCUUCUUAUUAAAUGCUGCCCUCUUGUGAUGAAAUUCAAUAACUGCAUUAUCUGCUUAAUGAGCAUUCAACUUAACUGAACGAGCACUUCUUAUUAAAUGCUGCCCUCUCGUGUCGAAAUUCUAUAACUGCAUUGUCUGCUCAAUAGAGCUCAACAGUGACCGCCCACUUUUUGAACGGCUCCGGUUCCGGAAGUGAAUUUCCCAUUCAUUUACUCCAUUGACGUUUUAGAAAAGCCUUAUAUAAAGAGUUGUAAACCUGGAACCAAGCCAACCAACUACCAGAUGAAUUGUGACCAUAAAACAUUUGAUUCGGAGCAAAAAAGAAA
Messenger RNA from Anguilla rostrata (American eel), 3437 nucleotides. It is a transcript of the gene mettl25, whose product is annotated as methyltransferase like 25. The record is from RefSeq and is a predicted model, not a curated record. Bases 1 to 2220 code for a protein of 739 amino acids. The transcript has 14 exons. Lineage: Eukaryota; Metazoa; Chordata; Actinopteri; Anguilliformes; Anguillidae.